Molecule: messenger RNA, 2097 nt
Organism: Saprolegnia diclina VS20
Lineage: Eukaryota; Oomycota; Saprolegniomycetes; Saprolegniales; Saprolegniaceae
Exons: 2
Coding region: 126-2024 (632 amino acids)
Source: RefSeq, a predicted model, not a curated record
CAAUUGAGUGAGAUCAAUCGACGUUCUCACACGUUCGGGUGGUCGUCUCCCCCGGAAUACCGGAUCAAAAUAGGCAUCGCCGUUGGCUACCGGUUCAGUUGCAUUUCCAUUUCAAAGCGCAAAGGAUGGAAGACGCGAUCGAGAAGGCCAAGCAGCGCUCCGAGGACGUGACGCACAAGUUCCUCCAGACCAAAGACGACGCCGCCAAGGUGCUCAAGCACUUUUUCGGCUGGGACCAUGCGAAAGAGGAGAGCGCGAUUGACGAUACUGCACCGAUCGAACUCGAUAUGGUGCCCAUGGAGCCGACAAUGGCACUGCAAACGAUGUUAAUGCGCGCCGCAGCCAUCGUGCAGGCGCCGCCCGUGCUCUUGCCGCAGUCGAUGGCCGACAUUGUGUACGAAGCAACGUUGCAGCAGCUCGGCGACUUGCAGUUUCGCGUCAUCGCCAUGAACGCAUGCAAGAGCUACAUUGAGUCGCGCCACUGCCUCGUGCGCGAGUACUGGGCCAAGCUCGCUCAGCCGCCGACGCCAUCGACAAUGGAGCACCACGCGCGUCUCCAGAGCACGUUCAAGAUGCUCGUGCCCAUCUACCGCAACGACGUCAAGAUUCUUCGACGUAAUGUCAAGCAAUACGAAAAUGCGGCGGCGGCGGCACUUGCGCUGAAGUACAAGCGGUAUCCCAACGACCACGCAAUGGCGGUCGACGAGCACGAGCUGCGGCGCGAGGCGGCCGAAACGUCGUCGCGGCUUCUGGCCGACUUUCCCGAGACGAUUUUGUCGCUAGAAGCGCUCGAGGCCCACGACGCGACGCUGCUGGAGCACCAUGUCUUUGAGCUCGAGUACAUGGUCGCGCAUGCGCGCAUCUGUGGAGCCUAUUACUUGACCAAGGCCAAGCGCCGCGCCGAGGUUGUGGCGACGCCGUUGACCGACACGCGGUCGGCCGACGACCUUCAGAUGGCGUUCACUGACGCGCUGAGUGCGUACGAAGCGAGUGCCGCGGCGCUCCAAGCGAGUCUUGCAGCCGACGCGCACUUUCAAUUGGAGCAGCAGGCGCGCGCGGCACCGACCAUCUUUGUCGCGUCCGCACACUCGGCGCUCUACGGCAAACUCCAGCGCGCGGCGCGCAAGGUGCGGGCCGAGUGCCGUCUCUCCAAGACGCUCCACCAGCUCCUCUCGCUCGCCCAGGCGCACACGCAGAUUACUUCGAUUGUUGCCAACGACGCAGUGCACGCGGCAGUCGCGGCAGCGGUCGUCCAGGCGUCCGCCGCGCUCACUUCUGCCCACGAGACCCAAAUCCAGGACGCAGUGGAGGCGCAUGCGCGCGAGCUUCAAGCGCUCGAGCACCCGCAAACGAAUUUGGACAAGAGCAUCGAUGUGGCGGACGUCAAGAGCGCGCACAAAGCUGAGUUGUUUGCGAUCGUGAGCCUCACCAAAGUCGUCGCCCGGCGCAAGGCCCUCGCGCUGCGUCGGCACGCCGAAGCCGAGUUUGCACGCCUCGAGCACAUGCAAGCGCAGCACGCGAUCAUGCUGCAGAAGCUCGAGACCGAACUCGAGACGCGCGAAUCUCUUGAACACAUGCGCUUGUUGGCGCGGCUUGAGAAGCGCAAGCUGGCGCGCAUGGCUUGCGGGCCGCCCUCCACGAAUAGUAGCGACCCAGAACCUGCUACUCCAAGUGCCAUGCUUGAGGAAGAGAAGGCCAAGAUCAUCGAAGAGAAGCGAAGCGAGUGGCAUGAGGCCGAAGUGGCCUGUGCCAACGAAGUUCAAGCCGCCGCGGUCGAGGCGAUCGCCGCCGAGGCCGUCACCUUUGGGCUUGGCACCGACACAGACGUGGUCCAGGGCCUCAUUGCGCAACUCCAGGCGGUCGACUUUGGCCGCACGCCGAGCACGAUCAAGCAGAUCCACGCGGUCGAGAAGGUGCUUCUAAGCAUGCGCGAGAGCGUCCAAAAGCCCCGGCGGAGCGGCGCCAAGAGCUCCGGUCCGUCGCACAUCGUUGUGGAAAAAGCCAAGAAACCCAUCUUUCGUUGAUGCAUUGAAAUCGUUGCAAUUCGAAAAUAUUCCUUCAAUCUUCAAUCUAAAAACUUGAAUCUUAAGUCCAAAA